AUGUAUCGACGUGAGUUUUUUGUUAAUAUAUUUGGUCCCCAUAGAGAAGAAUUUGAUCCCACCAAGGAAUCGUUUGAUCCCGUGAAAGAUGCCUGUUGGCGACUUAAUGAACCCGUCCCUUAUAUUGCGUUUGCGAAGACGCUUUGGUGUAUUGAAAGCAUUUCGAGUCGUCUUAAGAUAAUUGAAAUUUUGUCAAAUUUUUUUCGAUCUGUGGGUGUUCUCUCUCCCAAGGAUUUGCCUGCAUGCAUUUACAUGUCUAUCAAUCGGCUUGGCCCGUCUUAUGAGGGCUUAGAGCUGGGCAUUGGUGAAACUCUUCUCAUCAAGGCACUCACUCUUACCACGGGUGCUAGUAAUGUUCGGAUUAAAUCCGAGUUCAAUCGCCUUGGAGACCUUGGAGCUGUGGCUGCGGCCAUUAAAUCGCGUCAGCAGACUAUGUUUAAGCCGAAACCGUUGACACUGCAACAGGUGUUUGAACGACUGAAGGAGAUUGCCCUGAUGGCUGGGAAUGCGUCUCAGGCAAAGAAGGUGAAGCUUAUCCAGAGUCUUCUAGUUGCAUGCUGUGAGUGCGAAGCAAAAUAUCUCAUUCGAAGUCUCCAGGGCAAGCUGCGCAUCGGUUUAGCCGAGCAGUCUGUGUUGACCGCUUUGGGACAGGCCGUGGCUUUAACUCCUUUUCACUCGAUUCAGGCCCUGCUAGCCGAUGGACAGCCUCUAACUCCUAGUGUUUUGACUACCAACUGGAAGACAAAGAGUGGUGCGGAAGCUUGGAAAGCCUAUUCCGAAGAGGUGGUGGGGCAUGUGAAGCAGGCCUACGCACAGUGUCCCAACUAUGAGAAGAUUGUUCAGAGCCUUUUGGAGGACGGACCGAAUGAUGUUCAUAAGAAGUGUUGCAUCGUCCCGGGCAUUCCAAUUCGACCUAUGCUUGCGUACCCUACCCACGGAGUCACCGAGGUUUUAAAGCGCUUUGAUCAGGCCGACUUCACGUGCGAGUACAAGUAUGAUGGAGAGCGAGCUCAAAUUCACCUCUUGCUGGAUGGUAGCGUUCGGGUUUACUCGCGCAACCAGGAGGAUACAACCUCUAAGUACCCAGAUAUCGUAAAUAGUAUGGUGGUCAAUGUUCUCCAAAACGCUAAACUCACUGACGAGGCCUGCAAACUGCUCUCUUCCAUCAGCGGUACCGUUCAAGAGGGGAAUUCUUCUGUGACCACGUUCAUUUUGGACUCGGAGGCUGUGGCCUGGGAUGUUAAUGUCGCACAAAUUCUUCCUUUCCAGGUUCUCAGUACUCGAAGGCGCAAGGACGUGCAGGAGGAAGAUGUGGUUGUUCGUGUUUGUAUCUUCGUCUUUGAUUUGCUCUACUUGAAUGGAGUACCCCUCACCGACCAGCCUUUCAGAAAGAGACGAGAACUCCUUAGUUGUUUAUAUAUGGAGGAGUCUUGGUAUUCUAGUAGGCAUCAGCAGCAUGGAAUCCUGCAGGGUCGCUUUACCGCAUUGAUCAUUAUUUUGGACGAAUGUGCUGUCAUCUACUUCGGUCUGCCGGAUGUAGUUGUUAUCGCCUAUGGGCACUCGAAUGUAGUGCACAGACUUGCUUUUCCAACACUUCCCGGCAAAUUCAUGUUUGCUACUUCUCUGGACAGCUCCGAUACGGAUGAGAUUGCCCGCUUUAUGGAUGAGUCGAUCAAAGGCAACUUUUUGCGAAAUUGUGAAGGCGUAAUGGUGAAAACAUUGGAUAAGGACGCUACCUAUGAAAUUGCCAAACGUUCACGAAACUGGCUGAAGCUCAAAAAGGACUACCUUGAAGGUGUUGGUGAUACUCUCGAUUUAGUUGUCGGCACUGGUUUGAAGGACGAGGACCUGGCGAAGCUGUCGGACUUUUUCAAGGACCAUACAAUUCCUUCAGCUAAGACCUACUAUCAGUACACUAAGAAUCUGGAACCUGAUCAUUGGUUUGAGCCUGUUCAAGUGUGGGAGGUGAAGGCAGCGGACAUUAGCAUCUCUCCGGCUCACAAGGCUGCCGCGGGAAUGGCAGACCCAGAGAAGGGUCUCUCUCUGCGCUUCCCACGUUUCCUGCGCGUUCGUGAGGACAAGAGACCUGAAGAGGCAACCACUGCGGCACAGGUCUAUGAGAUGUACCGUGAUCAGGAACAUAUAAAAAACGCUGAUAAGCUGGAUGAGCCAAAUGAGGAGGAAUUCUACUAA
Molecule: messenger RNA, 2193 nt
Organism: Hydatigera taeniaeformis
Lineage: Eukaryota; Metazoa; Platyhelminthes; Cestoda; Cyclophyllidea; Taeniidae
Source: the annotation of a GenBank genome assembly